AGAAGUGAAGGAGUUCGGCUGCACUGCAGUUUGGGGGAGUUGCGGGUCUUUUGCAUUUAAAUGAGUAAUAAAGACGGUUCCCAAAAUGACAAACCUCCCGAACCCAGUGUGGUUUACGUGCACAGUCCACAGUACAUCGAAACCUGCGACUCGUUGUCAAAAGUGCCCAACCGGGCCAGUAUGGUGCACUCUCUGAUAGAAGCCUACGGUUUGCUGAAACUCAUGAGAGUGGUAAAGCCCAGAAUAGCCACCAUAGAAGACAUGGCAGUUUUCCACACGCACUCUUACCUUGAGCACCUUCACAAAAUUAGCGAAGAGGGAGACAACGAUGAUCCUCAGUCGAUUGACUAUGGUUUGGGUUAUGACUGUCCAGUCGUUGAGGGCAUCUUCGACUAUGCAGCAGCUGUUGGAGGGGCAACACUGAGUGCUGCAGAAUAUCUUCUUGAUGGGAAAGCCACCGUGGCCAUCAACUGGGCUGGGGGCUGGCACCAUGCUAAGAAGGAUGAGGCCUCUGGGUUUUGCUAUGUUAAUGAUGCUGUGCUGGGCAUAUUGAAGCUGAGGGAGAAGUAUGAGCGUGUGUUAUAUGUCGAUGUGGACCUGCACCAUGGAGAUGGGGUAGAAGAUGCGUUCAGUUUCACGUCCAAAGUCAUGACGGUGUCCUUUCACAAGUUCUCCCCUGGCUUCUUCCCUGGUACAGGUGACGUGCAUGAUACAGGGCUGGGCAAAGGCCGCUGGCAUGCUGUCAACGUCCCUCUGGAGGACGGGAUCGGAGAUGAUCGCUACUUUCAACUGUUCACCAGUGUUCUGCAGGAAGUGCAUGCUGUGUUCAACCCAGAAGCAGUUGUGAUGCAGCUGGGGGCAGACACCAUGGCAGGAGACCCCAUGUGCUCCUUCAACAUGACGCCUGUGGGUUUGGGCCACUGCCUAAGCUACGUGUUGCUCUGGCAACUACCCACGCUGCUGCUUGGGGGAGGAGGCUACAACCUUGCUAACACUUCCCGAUGUUGGACCUAUCUGACUGGUGUUGUGCUGGGCAGAACCUUGGCCUCAGAGAUACCAGACCAUGAGUUCUUCACAGAAUAUGGGCCGGACUACUCGCUGGAGAUCAGUCCUAGCUGCCGACCAGACCGCAAUGAGACCCAGCAACUGAACCGAGUCAUCAGUACCAUCAAAGGUACCGCCCAUGCCAACAGCAACACAUGUGGCUGCAGUUUAGAAGAGUUCCAUACAUGGCUACAAUAUGGGACCCAUUACCGAAGCCUUAAAAAGCCUUGACAAACGUUCUUACUACUUUUCAUUGAUAUUUAUAUCAAGGAUAGUUUUAAGGGGCAGUAUCCAAGUGUCUAAGAAUCUAAGGUUGAGGAAAUGGUGAGGUCUAAAGACAACAAUCCAAGGCUGGACCAGAAAUGAUGACGGCACCAGAGCCAGCCCAGACUGGCAUUAAGAAAGGACAAGUGUCCCACUUAGCUACUUUGCAAAUUUUCAUUAAGCCCUGCUCUUGUUUUAUUUUUAUACCUGUCAUUUGGUCAGCAUGAAGGGGAAGAUCCAGCACCAUCUCCUCAGACAGGAGCAAAGAAUGAGAUAUAUCAUCUUGACUCCUCCAUUACACACACCCGGACCCUCUCGUCUCGUGCCACACAAACCUUGGGUGUCGUGCUGAAAAGGAAAAAAGCAGGCAAGAUACAUUGACCAUAGGACAGCUCUGACCUCCAGGAAAGCACUUCAAGGGGCAGGAUUCUCAGAAGCUUGGUUUGGAAUGAGACUUGGGUUGGUUGGACUGUCCAGAGGAGAAUCAAAACCUUUGAAAGAAGUUGAGGGCACUCAGGAACAUAUGCUUGUCAUUGCUGUCACAUCUGCUCUGCUGCGAGUUCAGAGAGCCCUUAUUUAGAAGUUAGAUUCAUUGAUGCACUUCUGUGACCGGGACAUUCCUCUCUUUUCCUCUCUUUUACUCUGCCUUUGGCAUGAGGCGGAACUGGGCAGCAGUUAACCCCAUCCCGGCUCCCACUCGGAGCGUACGCCAUUGAAAGCUGUUUGGAUUCCUUUAUCAUUCUUGUGUCAUGUGAAGCUUGGAGACAGUGCUGAAUGAAGCUCUGACAACUGAGAGCAGUUUGUAGGGACUGCAGGAAGUCACUGACCAGGACAGAUGGACAGGGACAGAAGCAGAACUCAGUGACACAGUGGUACAGAAGCUGUGACACAGCUGCUGCAGACUGCAUGGAUAAUUGUAUUCAUAAUUUCAUUAGAGUUGAGGCGGCAGGAAAUGGUACUGUGCUGUCAUUCUGUCGGGUUCCAGUGAAAUCCUGUUUUGCAGUCACAUCCUGUGUUUCAGCCACAUGGAUGCUCAAGAGCUUGGUGACAGGAUUACACACGGGUUUUUACGGGUUGAAGGGGUCAGUGUACUGAAGUGGGCUAAAUGUCAAAGAAGUAACACAAUUGGAUGGCCCUGGCUUUGUACUUGUACUGCAGGUGGCAGGUUGGUAUGUGGAAUACUGCUUCCCAUGUCAUUGUUUCAUCUAAAUUUAAUUCCCUAGUUGCAAACUUUCUCUAUUGUAAAGCCAGUGUAUGCUUACUCCAAACUGAAGCCAUGGAUUAAUUAAUUGGGCUGUUAAUUACUAGUCCAGAAAUUUUUUUGUAUAUGGCUUCCAUCUAUGUAAAAGGUUGGCCAAGAUGUUAGUAGAUCUGCAUGUGAGAAAGCUGACGGUACCAAAUAAUGGGUUUGGAGGGGAUGGUUUAUCACUGUGGUCACCCACCUCCCCCAUGUCAUCUGCCAGCUUGCAAACCCUUGUGUUCACCGCAAAUGAUUUGCAUGGCCAUCACUGCUGCACAACACAACGCUGUGCUGUAUCAAAACUGCACUCCAUAUCUGGAGAAGAUUUAUGAGAUUGUGAGGAAGAGGAGAAGUCAGAAUGUAGAAGUCACAGCCUCACAUGUUUGCUUUGGUUGACCCUGACUGGUGAUUCAGCAGAUGAACAAC
This is a messenger RNA of Scleropages formosus (Asian bonytongue), 2974 nucleotides long. It is a transcript of the gene hdac8, whose product is annotated as histone deacetylase 8. Gene Ontology annotation, biological process: heterochromatin formation. Lineage: Eukaryota; Metazoa; Chordata; Actinopteri; Osteoglossiformes; Osteoglossidae. The record is from RefSeq and is a predicted model, not a curated record. Gene Ontology annotation, molecular function: histone deacetylase activity. Bases 61 to 1275 code for a protein of 404 amino acids. The transcript is spliced from 10 exons.